UUUGAAGUCGUCUGGGGCAAAUCACGCCGGACCCGGGACCUGGUAACGUGCAGAGAGUUCCUCCGAUUUUUUAGAAGACGCAUUUUAAUUAUUUUAAACAUUUUUAUUAACAUUUAUUCAAAUUCAUUAAUGAAACCUGGUGCGAUUUUCAACAAUAAUAAAUUAUAGUUAAAGAUUCUAUCAAAAUAAUUAAAGUUCUGUGUUCUCUCGGCAUAAGUGACAAGUGACUUUCAGAUUAAAGUGCACGUUCAGUGUUUAUUUGAAAAAACAAAGAAAUAAACAAGCAUUCUUAUUGGGCGCGUGGGAAAUUUUGUAAUGAGUGAUUGUUCAGAUUUUUUUUUUUGAAGGCUGAGAAACUUGGAUAAAUAUUUUCUAAGAUGGGUCUUUUAUUUUGCGGAUUUAUUCUUAUGGUGCUUGUGUCGAAUAUUGAAAGUGAACGUUGUCCAGGCUAUGGAUGUCCUCUUGCUCCACCAAUCAACGAACCAUUUGUUCCAGCACUACCUGGCCAUACCCCAAGAUGUGCAAAACCGGGUCAGACUUUUUGUGAAGUUUUGGAUCACUAUCCAGAACACCUUAUAAAGUUGCUGGUCGAAAAAUGCACAUUCGAUUUCAAAGCAAUCCUGAGGGACGAGGCACCUGUCAGUUUUAAUUCAUACAGGAGAGAUCCAGAUUAUCAUCAAGGUUAUGAAUACCACAAGCCAGCAGUUCCUCAAAUUUAUUCUCCAACCCUGCCAUUUCUUCAAUCUCACUAUAAUUUUCGACAACCAGUUUAUGGUCCACCAUUUAACGGGACUUAUCAAAGAAGAUUUCAUCAGCCAAGAUCGAAAAGAAAUCCUUUUUUACCACCGAAUCCAUCGGUAUUGGAACAGCAAGAUUUCAGACAACAGUCUGAUCAUUACCAAUAUUUGCAGCCUUUUGAACCACUGAAUCUGGACCAAAGCUUAUGGACAAACAGAUUUGCACGUGAAAACGAAGUAGGCGUAGCAUCGCGAACACGUCGUAAAAAUCCUCUGCUGGAAUUUACGAAUAAAAAAAACGACCGAGCAAAAAGGCAAAACCAAAAUGUAAUUUCCAUUUGUCCAACUGAGCCAAAUUUUCUAACUCCUCGAGCUGCUCUCAACAAUCAGGGUAACUGGAUGUUUGUCGUCAAUGUCGAGGAAAUGGAUAAAAAGUAUUCUCAAGUCAUCAUGAGUGAAGUUUGCCAAACUGAUACGUGUAACGCUUUGUGCUCACUUCCAAAUGGUUACACGAGCAGAUGCGAGCAGCAAUACGUGCAAAAAAGACUCUUGGCCCUCGAGGGAAGCGGCAACCGCUUAUACACGGAUGUUUUUUGGUUUCCACACGGUUGCAUGUGCCAAGUCACGUCGAAGCCUGAAGGCUGACUUAUUUUCUAAAUAAUUUUAUUUAAAAUCUACCGAUGUAGAAUUUUCAUUUUUCAAUUUACAAUUCAAAAAUCGAUUCUUUGAGAGGUCAACAUCUCGUAAAGUGAGGUGUACACUUGUAAUCAACCUGAAAUAUCUGAAGUCACUUGAAGUUGCUUGAAUUCAUUUGAAGACACUUGAAUUCUUCUGAGGAGUCUCUAGAAAUCUCCGGAAAUCAGUGAAAUUUUCUAAAGUGAUUUUGAAAGAUCCUGAAGUUUCUUGAAGUCAGAAAUAGGUGUACACCUGUUUAGUCGAGUUGUGGACCCUUCGCUAUUUUUCAAUAAUCGUUAAAUUUAUUGAAAUUUAAAAUUGAAAUUAAAAAAUUAAAUUCGAUAAUGUCUGCGAUCUGUGAUAGGCCGAAAUUUCCGAAACCAAUCGAUUGGUUACGAAAUAAACUGAAUGGAAUUUGAAAUAAUGUGCGAAUGAAAGAAAGAGUGGUGUUAUUGAUGAAUUUCUUUAUUUGCAUUUGAGUACUUGUAAUUUU
This is a messenger RNA of Belonocnema kinseyi, 1905 nucleotides long. RefSeq names its product protein spaetzle 5 (gene spz5). Bases 378 to 1382 code for a protein of 334 amino acids. The record is from RefSeq and is a predicted model, not a curated record. Gene Ontology annotation, cellular component: extracellular region. Gene Ontology annotation, biological process: innate immune response; regulation of Toll signaling pathway; central nervous system formation. Lineage: Eukaryota; Metazoa; Arthropoda; Insecta; Hymenoptera; Cynipidae. Gene Ontology annotation, molecular function: growth factor activity; Toll binding. The transcript has 7 exons.